Aspergillus saccharolyticus JOP 1030-1 is the source of this 2167-nucleotide messenger RNA. RefSeq names its product T6SS phospholipase effector Tle1-like catalytic domain-containing protein. NCBI's taxonomy places the organism in Eukaryota, Fungi, Ascomycota, Eurotiomycetes, Eurotiales, Aspergillaceae. The coding region runs from base 452 to 1885 and encodes 477 amino acids. The transcript has 2 exons. The record is from RefSeq and is a predicted model, not a curated record.
AUGUGUUGCGUUAUGAUCUUACCGUCCAAGAAGAAAAAUUCUGUUAUGUGGGCUUAUUUCAUAAGAAGGUUUACUGGUCAAUGCUGUAUCGGUUCAGCCAAUAGUUAAGGGUCCGCUUGAAGUAUUGACGUAUUCACCCAACAAUAGCUGAACCCACCGUGACAUAUGAUGCUCAACAUCAAUCACGAACUUCCAGUCCUUACUUUUCAAGUAUCUCUCAGUCAUUGGGCCCACGCAUAUAGCGAUGAUGAGAGGUUGGCGUCGAUCAGCCGUUCCGGGAGGAGCUCGUGUGCACAGACCCAUGGUUUCGCUCUUUCAGCUGCAGGAGCUGAGCUGCCUGCUUCCCCGCUUGCUGUUCCUACUUCACUGCUCCACUGCUCCACUGCUCCAAUGUCCCUGAUGCAUUCAUCUCUCCAUUCAACAUCUCCAAAAUACUCGCACAACCACAAUCAUGUCUAGCGAAUCGACUCCAUCGCUCAGUCUGUCCCGGCCAGCCUCGCCCGACCAUCCCACCAAGCCGCUCGUCAUCCUCUGCGAUGGCACCUGGUGCGGCCGCGAGACCAACACGCGGAGCAACAUCUACAAGCUCGCGGAGCUGUUUGGCGUGCGGAUCGCCUCCGAUAUCCGCGCUCCAGAAGGAGUCCUGUAUCUCGAAGGUGUAGGAAUCGGCAGUUCAUUCCUAGACUACCUCUUCAACGGCAUCACCGGCCAAGACAUCGCCCGCCAAUGCAUCGAGAUCUACGAGUAUAUCGUGUACAACUACACCUACCCGACCCACGAGAUCUGGCUCUUCGGACUCUCGCGUGGCUCGUACCUCGCGCGCGCCGUCGCCGGCAUGAUCAACAACUGCGGCAUCGUCCAUCCGAUCCCCAAACCCUCCUCUCCCACCAACGAGAUCGACACGCACCAGACGCGCCUCCUCUGCGAAGCCGUCUACAAUCUCUACCGCUCCCCUUACGCCAUCAACGCGCCACACUCCCCGCAAUCCCUACGCUUCCGCCAGCGCAAGUCCUGGCCCCUCAUCGGCGACGAGGACCCCAGCCACCCGCACACCCCGCGCUUCAUCCCGCCGAUCAAAUUCAUGGGCCUCUUCGACACAGUCGGCAGCCUGGGCAUCCCGGAGUACACCGGCGGCGUGGGGCUGGACUGGCCAGUCUUCUACGACCAGCACGUUUCGACGGUGGUCGAGAACGUCCACCACGCCGUCUCGCUCCACGACCGACUCUUCAUUUUCCAGCCCUGCCUCGUCAGCCGGGACUGCCGCACCCGCCACGCAGCCCAGGAUUGGGAGAAGUUCGGCGUCACCCGCCAGGAGUGGCUGCCCGGCGUGCACUACGAUCUCGGGCGCCAGCGGUUCCGGUUCUUGCGCGAAUUCGGCGGCGGGUGGAUCGAGUCGUUCGUCGGGACCUGGUUCGGCUUCGCGAGUAAAGUCAUCGAGCCGAAUCAUGUGCUGGCUGAUCUGGCGCUGCGGUGGAUGUUGCUCGCCGUGCAGACCACCUCCACUCACAAUCAAACGGGGGGUUAUGAGGUCCUCCCGGGAAUUGAGCGGGCAGUGGAGCAGGUUACGAGGGAUAUUCGGGGGAGGGCGAGGGAGCGCGGCCGCACGGGCGACGGCGAUGUGUAUGGGAAUAUCCUCUCGUAUGCGCCGUUUGGGUCCGUGCUGCUGGAUAUCCUGCGCACGGUGCGCGGGACGAGACGCAAGGUGUCGGCGCUCUAUCAGUUGUUUUUCGAUCUGCGGGACAGGUUAAUUCCGGAUGAUAACGCGGUGGUCUAUGAUUACUGUGAUUUUGAUGCGGAGAUUGCUGGGUGUGUGGAGAAUUUGGGGAGGGUUACAGAGGAGCGGUAUCCGUCGAAGACGUAUGCCAAGUGGAGAUUGAGGCAGUAAGCGGUGGGGUAAUCAUGCUGUCUGGUGCUUUUGAACUUGCCAUCGGGCCAUUUGCACAUUCUGCAUCGUAGCCCCAAGAAAAAUGACAAAGCUGGGAAGCGCUGCAGGACGACUGCCAGGCAUCUCGGAACUAGUAUGUAUCAAUACGCAGUCAAAACUGCAACGAUUGCGGCUUCACGCCUGUACUGCUUUGUCCAGAGGAGAAUAAUUUAAUAACCUGCACUCUGGAUGUCCCAUUAAUACAAAUAACAACCAAACCAGGAGUCGAAGACAACAAUCAUG